This is a messenger RNA of Amaranthus tricolor (Joseph's coat), 1189 nucleotides long. RefSeq names its product bifunctional protein FolD 2. Gene Ontology annotation, molecular function: methenyltetrahydrofolate cyclohydrolase activity; methylenetetrahydrofolate dehydrogenase (NADP+) activity. Gene Ontology annotation, cellular component: cytosol. Gene Ontology annotation, biological process: tetrahydrofolate interconversion. Lineage: Eukaryota; Viridiplantae; Streptophyta; Magnoliopsida; Caryophyllales; Amaranthaceae. The record is from RefSeq and is a predicted model, not a curated record. The transcript has 5 exons. The coding region runs from base 61 to 963 and encodes 300 amino acids.
CGAAUUCCAAAUCCACGCACUCUCUUGCAUAUUCUCCUCACAAGAUUCAGUCCUUUAAAAAUGGCGGCCACGUCCGACGAAAAGAAAGCAACCUUGAUCGACGGAAAAGCAAUUGCUCAAACUAUUCGAUCCGAAAUCGCCGAUGAAGUUCGUCUUCUCUCUGAUAAAUACGGAAAGGUCCCUGGAUUGGCUGUAGUCAUAGUGGGCAAUAGGAAGGAUUCUCAAAGUUAUGUGAAUAUGAAAAGAAAAGCGUGUGCUGAGGUGGGGAUCAAGUCCAUUGACGUAGACCUUCCUGAGCAAGUUUCCGAGCCUGAAUUGAUUGCCAAGGUUCAUGAAUUAAAUGAAAAUCCUGAAGUACAUGGGAUACUUGUUCAGCUUCCAUUGCCCAAACAUAUCAAUGAGGAAAAAAUUUUGAGCGAAAUUAGCAUUGAGAAAGAUGUAGAUGGUUUCCAUCCUUUGAACAUCGGAAAACUUGCAAUGAAAGGCAGAGAACCACUCUUCCAGCCUUGCACCCCUAAGGGUUGUCUUGAACUUCUGUCUCGAAGUGGAAUCAGUGUCAAAGGCAAGAAGGCUGUUGUUGUAGGUCGUAGUAAUAUUGUUGGUUUGCCAGUUUCACUUCUCCUUCUGAAAGCAGAUGCCACUGUCAGUAUUGUCCACUCUCGCACUACUGAUCCUGAAAACAUAAUACGUGAAGCUGACAUCGUCAUUGCAGCAGCAGGACAAGCCAUGAUGAUUAAAGGUGAAUGGAUAAAGCCAGGUGCUGCUGUUAUUGAUGUGGGAACAAACGCGGUGGAUGAUCCAAGUAAGAAGGCAGGUUAUCGACUGGUGGGGGAUGUUGACUUCCAUGAAGCGAGUAAAGUAGCAGGGUGGAUAACUCCAGUCCCUGGGGGUGUUGGUCCCAUGACUGUAGCCAUGUUACUGAGGAACACCGUAGAUGGUGCUAAGCGCGUGAUUGAACUAUGAUCAUUCCCUCCUUUCUCAAUAAGGCACGUCUCAUGCUAUUUCUCCUUUUAAGGGUUUAUAGGAAUUUCAUUGAUCUAUAAUAUGAUUCUAGUCUUUGCUUCUUUUGAUUUUUAUCAAUGUCAAUAUGAGUACAUGACUUACUGUUAAUUGUACUUUCUUGAUUUUGGAUCUCUGUUUGUUCGAAUCAAUUUCUUCAUUUUUUUUAAUGUUAUGUGGACUUGGUGUA